Messenger RNA from Geodia barretti, 451 nucleotides. Lineage: Eukaryota; Metazoa; Porifera; Demospongiae; Tetractinellida; Geodiidae. The record is from the annotation of a GenBank genome assembly.
CAUUUUCUGUUUCCUGUGACGAUUCUCUAUAUAAUGCUCUCACAACCUCCCUUGUUCUCCAUUUUCAAGCUCAAAGUCAAGUUCUCCAGCCUUACGGGCAGUAUAACUGUCAGAGAGCCUAAGAGGCGCGUGCACACACUCCUGACUGCCAACUGGAACGGGUGCUGUUUUGGUCUGAAACAAACUGCCCAGACUCUUGGCAGAGACGCCUGCAACUGCCGGGAAUGUCAGGCCAGCCACUAGCUGGUGAGAAAUACGAUUUUCAGUACACUCGCCAUGAAGUCACUUCUUAGUGACAUACUUUUCCCCAGUUGAUUCGAUCGUCGGAAUCCAUCCUCUAAAAUUACUGAAUCAUGUUUAUCCACUUACAUGUGCCAUGUACUCUAUUCAUGUCCCACAAAUCCACUGCUGGUUACACUAAACGUGUUAACCAACCAGUGGUGUCAGUUUU